AUGAACGCUCACCCAUCCCAUAUUCAGUAUCAAUUUCAACGUCUUGUGAAGAAGUCCAACCCCCAACGAUAUGAAAGCCAUACGAAGGGCGAAGCCACGGAGGGUCCCGUGUCCCUUGUGCCCCAAAUCAUUCACUCGUACAGAGCACCUACAGAGACAUCUUGGAUCCCGUACGUGGACGGCGUAGGGAAAGCUGUAAGAUGCCCCGAAUGUGGAAAGGAGUUCAUGCGCAAGGAUGUGAUGAAACGCCACCUCGCCAAAUGCCAACUCAAACCGCGGACAAUGUUCGUGGAAGAAGCAGGAACUACCACGACUGGUGCCCCUGUACCUGACAGACAAGUAAUCAUGCCAAAUAUGGAUGCCAUGGAUACUUCUGCCCAGGGUACCCUGAAUGGAAUCAAUAAUCUACCAACUAAGAAACAUAGCCGAAGGUCUGAGGGGAGCCACCCACAGUUAAUAGCCCAGGAAAAUGACCCUGAAGGAACGGAAGCCAGUCAAUCAUGUAUUCUUCCUGACAAUUCCUUGGCUGAGCUCCGGUGGAGUGAUAGCCAGUUCGAAGACAUACAAUUGCUGCUUGACCCGAUGCUGUUUGAUCGAGUGGAGCACAACCACUGCCUGCAAUGGCCAUCUGGUGUUGGUGUUCCAUGCAUUGACAUUGAUCCGGCUGACACAUUCAGUUUCCUCGCCCGAAUUUCCAGCCAGGAGAGUGCUUCGCUGCAAACUCGUUAUGACUGUAGCGCAUUACAGAGGAAAGGGUGGGAAGGAUCCAGGGUGACCGAUGGUACUGCUGGGAGACAGGGAGCACUACCACCGACAGAUCUUCCCUAUUCUCUCACUGAUCCCUCGUCCGGCAGUGCCGCCUGCGAGUCGUGGUACCACGCAUGGCUAUCUUCUGCGCAGGCCCCUUUGUCUUCACAACCAGCAUACCAAAUCGUACAUCAAAUCCGAAACCUUUCCCAGCACUCCAGAAUUAUGCAUACAUGGUCUCCACAACUCGAGAAGGACUGUAUUCGCUUCUUCAGUCCCAAUAACAUCGAGAGAUUCAUCAAGGUUUACUGGACAGCGUGGCACCCUCAUUACCCAGUUAUUCACAAGGCAACAUUUUCCAUCAGCAGUGCCCCCGCGCACCUUACAGCGGCCAUGGCCGUCAUGGGGGCGUGUUUCUCGCAAAACGCAAACGAUAAUCGCAGUGCGAAGCUAUGGCUCAAUGGUGUGGAAGAGAUGGUCUUCACUAACAAAUAUUUUGGAGACCUUAUGCUGCAGGAUCCGGCCACCGUGAACAUUCGGGAUAUCGUACAGCUCCUCCAGGCAGCAUAUUGUGUCUGUACUUUCCAAAUCAGCGAAGGAAGUCAUAUUAGCCGGCGGAGGACUCGGCGUCAACGUUUUAGUAUGCUCGUUUCACUCGCUAGAGACUUGAACCUCUUCAGUAUCACACACAGAAAUCUUGACUCGGUACGGGGAGGUGACUUCUGUUGGGACACUUUUAUUGCAACCGAGGAAUGCAUUCGCACUAUGCUAUUCAUAUAUAUACAUGACACUGGGUUUGCAAUCUUCAGCAAUUACCCACCCCGCAUGAGAAUCCAAGAAAUGUCAUUGAGCAUGGCAUGCCCUGAGGCUUGUUUCCAAGCACAGACCGCAGCAGAGUGCCUCACGGCGAUUCGAACGUGGACGGGACAUCAACUAUGGGGUUGCAGAAGGACAAUGCGUGAGAUCGUGCAGGUCAUGUUCUGUAGAGAUAUUAACCUCGAUAUACGCGAGUACAUCUCCCACCUGGGAAUACUGAACCUUUGGAUUGUGUGCUCCGCACUUUGUGCCGAGGCAUUUCAGAUCAAUUCACUUAUCAGCGUCGACACACAACUCCAGCCUAUACGGAGAGCGAUCCACAACUGGAAAUUAGCCUGGAACCAGCGAUUCACGAUUCACGAUAGUUUUGGCUUACCAAAGGAGGAGGAUACUAUCUUGGUGGGUAAUGAGGACGAUUGGCGACGCUUGGGCUUUUUCCAGAAUGCUUCCGAAUAUUGGUUACUGCUAAAUAUCCUGAUUCGAAGAAUUGACGAACGGCAGCAAGCCCGACAUGAUCAGUCGGUUCAAUCCGAUGUUGAACUCGCCACCCUGGCUAUUGACAGACCAUAUACGCCGUCGAGAUGUGAUUCACCCCCAAUGGCAGAUCUGAAGCAUCUCAUAUCAGAACAUCAUCGACAAUUCAAGCCGGGAUAUUCUUGCUCCUCUACCAUUUUCGGUCGGCAUCAGACCACUACAGCUGUCUAUACGAUGGACCCUACUACCAAGCCCUUGCCCCUAUUAUCCGAGGAAUCGCGAAUUCAUAUCAUAGUUGUUGGAGCCGGGUUCGCGGGUCUCGGCACUGCGAUAGAAUGCCGUCGUCGGGGUCUUUCUGUCACAGUUUAUGAGCGGUUCCCCGAACUGAAGCCACUUGGUGAUAUAGUCUCGUUCGGGUCCAAUGGGGGCCGGAUCUUUGCACGCUGGGGCUCGGUGGUUGACCGCAUGCUACCUGUUAGCAUCAAGCUCCAGGACUACGGGUUUCGCAUUCACAAGUACACGGGAGAGCACGUCCAUACGCAAGACUCCUUGCCACUUGAUCGACAGGCUCCCACGAUCAAUGGACAUCGGGGAGAGCUGCACCAGAUUCUGUUCAACUAUGCUCGAAAUGAGCUUAAUAUUCCCAUUAAUCUAGGCUGUGAGGUUACCGGGUACUUCGAGAGCGCCAGUGGCGCAGGGAUCCAGCUCGCAUCAGGAGACAAAGUCUAUGGAGAUGUUGUCAUCGGCUCCGAUGGUGUCCGCUCUCAAGCUCGAUCCUUAGUUCUAGGACGUGAGACACGCCUCCAAUCUAGCGGCUAUGCGAUCUAUCGCGCCUGGUUUUCAAACGAGGAUAUCCUGGCCGAUCCCCUGACUCGACAUCUCUCUGAAAAUGGCGAUACGUUCAAUGGCUGGAUUGGUCCGGAUGUGCAUCUACUGGUUUCAACGUUGAAAGGGGGGAAGGACGUCUGUUGGGUACUCACGCAUAAGGAUGCAUCUGAUAUCAGCGAUCGCUGGUCCUUUCCGGGUAAGCUUACGGAUGUCUAUAAGGUUUUAGAGGGUUGGGACCCGAUCUGCCACCGGAUCGUUUCGAAAACCCCCGAGUCAGCUCUGAUCGAUUGGAAGCUCAUCUGGCAAGACCCUUUGCCGACCUGGGUUAGCAAGCACGGGCGUAUUGCGCUUGCUGGAGAUUCCGCUCAUGCAUUCCUCCCGACAUCCGCUCAGGGAGCAACCCAGGCGCUAGAGGACGGUGUCACGAUCGCCAUUUGUCUGAGCCGGGCUGGCAAAUACAGGAUUCCCGAUGCUCUCCAUGCCUUCGAAAAGAUUCGGUACGAUCGCGUGCGCAAGGUGCAAGAAACAGGUAAAACCACUCGGGAUAAAUGGCACAAUGCAAGCUGGGAUAAUGUAAAACGCGAUCCCAAGGCCAUCGAACUGCCGCGAGAAGACUGGAUAUUGAACCAUGAUGCCGAGCAGGAUGCCAACAAUAUGUGUGAUCAAAUCUUCGGUGCCAUCAGGGGUGAAAGUAGAUUAUGA
This is a messenger RNA of Aspergillus nomiae NRRL 13137, 3567 nucleotides long. RefSeq lists its product as uncharacterized. Bases 1 to 3567 code for a protein of 1188 amino acids. Lineage: Eukaryota; Fungi; Ascomycota; Eurotiomycetes; Eurotiales; Aspergillaceae. The record is from RefSeq and is a predicted model, not a curated record. The transcript has 13 exons. Gene Ontology annotation, molecular function: zinc ion binding; monooxygenase activity; FAD binding. Gene Ontology annotation, biological process: secondary metabolite biosynthetic process; DNA-templated transcription.